CUCGGAGAUUCCACUUUUGCAGUGACUCCAUUGAGACUCUGAGUCUUUGACGCGCCAGUCCUUGACUCACCAGAACCAGAACAAAAACCGUCACGUUGCCGGGUGAAUAGAACUGGGAACCAGACAACAAAUAAGAUGCCGACCGUUCACCUCCUAGACUACGUCGCCGGCAACGUGCGCAGCUUGGUCAAUGCCAUUGAGAGGGUUGGCUACAGCGUCGAGUGGGUCCGGUCGCCCGAGGAGGUUGCCAAUGCUGAUAAACUCAUCCUCCCUGGCGUAGGCCACUUUGGCCACUGCCUCUCCCAGCUGGCCUCGGCCGGCUACAUGCCCGCCAUCCGCGCCCACAUCGAAUCCGGCAAGCCCUUCAUGGGCAUCUGCGUCGGCCUCCAGGCCCUCUUCGAAGGUUCGUCCGAAGAGCCCAACUGCCCCGGCCUGGGCGUCAUCCCCGCCAAGCUCGACCGCUUCGACGACACCGACAAGUCCGUCCCCCAUAUUGGCUGGAACGACGCCUCGUGCCCGACCAACCCGAACCUCUUCAGCUUGAGCCCCGACUCCAAAUACUACUAUGUCCACUCGUACAAGAUGCCCUACACCAAGGGCCAGCUCGAGUCUCAAGGGUGGGCGGUGGCUACCGCUGUCUACGGCGGCGAGACCUUUGUUGGCGCCAUCGCCAAGGGCAACGUGAUGGCUACACAGUUCCACCCCGAGAAGUCUGGUGUCGCCGGUCUGCGCGUCAUCCGGGCUUUCCUUGACGGUUCCGGCGCCGCCGCUCUGGCUUCCAACCCUCCCCAGGAGGUCCCCAACGCCGGCGACGACGCUCUUGUCGGCAAGGAGGGUCUCACACGCCGUGUCAUUGCCUGCUUGGACGUGCGCACCAACGAUCAGGGUGACUUGGUGGUGACCAAGGGCGACCAGUACGAUGUCCGCGAAAAGUCCGACGACCGCAACGUCCGCAACCUCGGCAAGCCCGUCGAGAUGGCUCGCAAGUACUACGAGCAAGGCGCCGACGAAGUGACCUUCCUCAACAUCACCUCCUUCCGCGACUGCCCCGUUGCCGACCUUCCCAUGCUCGAGAUCCUUCGCCUGACCUCCAAGACCGUCUUCGUCCCUCUGACCGUCGGCGGCGGCAUCCGCGACACCGUCGACACCGAUGGCACCAAGGUCUCCGCCCUCGAAAUCGCCACCAUGUACUUCCAGUCCGGCGCCGACAAGGUGUCCAUCGGCUCCGACGCCGUCAUCGCCGCCGAGGAGUACUACGCCUCCGGCAAGACGCUCUUCGGCAACACGGCAAUCGAGCAGAUCAGCAAAGCCUACGGCAACCAGGCCGUCGUCGUCUCGGUCGACCCCAAGCGCGUUUACGUCCCCAAGCCCGACGCCACAAGACACCACACCGUCAAGACCUCCUACCCCGGCCCCAAGGGCGAGGAAUACUGCUGGUACGCCUGCACGAUCAAGGGCGGACGCGAGACUAGGGACUUGGACGUCGUGGAACUCACACAGGCUGUGGAAGCCAUGGGCUGCGGCGAGAUUCUGCUGAACUGCAUUGACAAGGACGGCACCAACAGCGGAUUCGAUUUGGAGCUGAUCAGACAGGUCAAGGCGGCCGUGAGGAUACCGGUUAUUGCCAGCUCGGGAGCGGGCAACCCGGGACACUUUGAGGAGGUGUUUAGGGAGACGACGACGGAUGCGGCGCUGGGAGCGGGCAUGUUCCACCGUGGGGAGUAUACGGUGCAGCAGGUGAAGGAGGAGUUGAAGGCGAGGGGGUUGGUGGUGAGGCAGUUUGAGGGUGAUCUCUAGACUAAACGAAGAUUUUGCAUAGAAUAUAGACAUGAAGAUUUAGACGUCACGAGCAAGGGCUUUGG
This is a messenger RNA of Neurospora tetraspora, 1862 nucleotides long. Its product is annotated as putative bifunctional histidine biosynthesis protein hishf. Gene Ontology annotation, molecular function: oxo-acid-lyase activity; imidazoleglycerol-phosphate synthase activity. The coding region runs from base 136 to 1797 and encodes 553 amino acids. The transcript is spliced from 2 exons. NCBI's taxonomy places the organism in Eukaryota, Fungi, Ascomycota, Sordariomycetes, Sordariales, Sordariaceae. The record is from RefSeq and is a predicted model, not a curated record. Gene Ontology annotation, biological process: L-histidine biosynthetic process.